Molecule: messenger RNA, 1986 nt
Organism: Saprolegnia parasitica CBS 223.65
Lineage: Eukaryota; Oomycota; Saprolegniomycetes; Saprolegniales; Saprolegniaceae
Exons: 9
Coding region: 1-1986 (661 amino acids)
Biological process (GO): signal transduction
Cellular component (GO): protein phosphatase type 2A complex
Molecular function (GO): protein phosphatase regulator activity
Source: RefSeq, a predicted model, not a curated record
AUGGCGCUAGGAUUCGGCACCAAAGACGCGUCCGUCGCCGGCGACCGCGGCUCGACGUCGGGGAAGACCGGCAAGUUCUUCAAGAGCAUCCUCGCCAAGCACUCGAAAGACAAGAAGCCGUCGUCCGCGAGCGCCUCGAUGGCCACGAUCCGCUCCAACCUCUCCACGUCGGACGACGACCUUGAGAAGAGCGACUACACCGAGGGCUCGCGCCAUGGCCAUCAAGGCAACGGCCUCAGCUCCAUGAGCUCCAAGAAGUUUAGUCUCAUCACGUCGUUCCCGGACCACAACCCGGAGGCCGAGUGCCCUGACUUUUACGCGCCCUUGAGCCGCAGCGGCGUCCUUGUCAAACAGGCCAACCACCUCAAGAACUGGAAAAAACGCUUCAUGGUGCUGCGCGGGCAAUCGCUCUUCUACUACGUCUCGGGCGCCGCCAGCGAAGACUCGUACCCGAAAGGCCUCAUCUCGCUCGUUGGCGUCGAAGUGCAGCUUGUGGACGUUGCGCGCUUCAAGAAGCAGUUUUGCUUUGAGCUUUCCCACCCCUAUUACCGGCCGCUGUACCUCAUGGCCAAGAACGAAGCCGACCUCACGCAGUGGAUGAGCUGCAUCAAGUCGGCGUCGCUGCCGCUAAAGGACGGCAUUGUCGACGCGUCGCGCGAGCCGAAGGACGUCCUCUUUGACCUGCCGCCGCUCGAAGACGUGGUCGCGUACCAACGUGCAUUCUACUGCCGCAAGAAGAUCGCGUACUGCCUGCCGCAGUACGAGGGUCUAAGCGAGAAGGAGAAAUUCGAGCUCCGAGACAAGCAGAUCAAGGUCUUGCAAGACAUCCACAUGUACUGCGACACGUUCCCGACGCUGCUCUCGGACCCGCACUUGUACAAGGAGAUCAUCCACCUCACGUCGUCGUACCUCUUCCGGCCAUUUCCGUUUCUUCCGCCGCAGGACCCGAAUGCGAUCUUUUUUGAAGAGAAUGGCGACGCCGACCAGAUCAACGGCGGGUUCCCCGGCGAGUACAUGGGCGAGUGCACGGCCGAAGACCAGGAGUGGAGCGUCCUGAGCAUCAACUAUGACAUUCUCGUGCGCGCGAUCGAGUUUAUUGACCAGCUCGAGAAGCAAAUCCGCAAGGACUUUUACACACCGCGAUUUGUGAGCCAGCUCGUGAGCCUCUUCAAGACCCCUUCGUACAAGGAGCGCCAGAUCCUCAAGACGGUGCUCCACCGCCUCUACUACAAAUUAACCCAGCGCCGGUCGCUCAUCCGAAAGGAAAUCUCCAACGUCUUCUUCGAGUACAUUUACGAGUCGUCCAACUAUUACGGCGUCACGGAGCUUCUCGAGAUCCUUGGCAGCAUCAUCAACGGCUUUGCCUGUCCGAUCAAGGAAGAGCACGUGACGCUCCUGGAGAAGGCACUCAUCCCGCUCCACUCGACGCAAGCGUACACGUCGUACCAUCAACAGCUCAUGUAUUGCAUGAUCCAGUUUGUCUCCAAGGACCACGCGCUCAUUACGCCGAUCGUGGCCGGUCUCCUGCGGUACUGGCCCGUCGGCAACGCGUACAAGGAGAUCAUCUUCCUCGUCGUCCUCGAGGAGCUCUUCGAGUACAUGCUCGCCGAGUCGGACCUCGCGCCGCUCUCGAAGAAGGUCGCGAUCCGCUUGAGCAAGUGCAUGGGCUCGAUCCAGCAGCAGGUCGCGGAUCGCGCGCUCGCGUGCUGGAACUCGCCGGCGUGCGUCCGCGUCAUGAACACGUACGAGAAGCUCGGGCAAGAGAUGUUUGACGUCAUCAAGCCGGCGCUGACGCUGACGAUGGCGAGUCACUGGAACGUCUUGACGCAGCAAAAGGCCCGGGCAGCGUACAAGACGUACUACAACAUGGGCUACGAGACGGACGGGAACGCGCUCGAAGACGAUUCGAUCGACGACGACGACGUCAUGUAUGUCACCAGUGAAGACCCGGCGUGCGUCGAUGCCAACGGCGUUGGCGUCUUAUAG